ACCACGUUGUCUCCAGCAAUACCGAUUGCGUCUGUUUCACACUCACUUGUCGGUUAAACGUUGAUCACUGCUAUUAAACGAAAUAAUAAAUAAAAAGAGAAAAAUUCAGCAGGCGAAACUGGUUCAGCCUUCCUUAGCAGCAGCACUCUUAAUCGGUUAUCGAACUAUCCGUGUCGCUCCGCCCACAGCUGGCUUUGUACAACCUGCCCGUUUUUAGCACCCUUUUUUUUGUAUUUCACAAGUUCAAUUGGUCCCUGAUCUGCCUCUUCUCUCUCCUCUUUCUCAGAUUAUUGUUUCGGACGGGGAAAUGGGCAACCAAACCAGUCGAGCGAUCGAGCGAAAACGUGAGAGUCGACGUAUUCGACGACGCAGCACUGUCACCUUGGGUGCACAAUCACAUACCUCUCAGGGCAACUACAACUGGAUUGAUGAAAACACGGCAACAUCCCUGAGCGCAAACGGUAUCAACGCUGCCCUGGCGGCUGCCGCUGCUCAGCAACAAUCCUCCACAGCAGCCGUAACCCAGGAACCACCUCGACGCAAAUCCAUCACUGAAUUCUUCACCAAACGAAAAAUGAGUUUCUCGCGCCCGACAGAAGAAGACUACCGAGAAUACGAUAGAAUGCAACGUCAGCAUUACCUAUUGAAAAGUGCUCGGAAAGCUAAUUCGUGGGUUCCGAUCGAUGCUUCGUCGGAAAAGACCUUUGUUGACGUGGGUACCGGAAACGGCAUUUGGGCACUCGAAAUGGCAACGCAGCAUUCUCAUGCACAAGUCCUGGGACUCGAUAUUCGCCUUCCACCAGAACAGACUUUGGCGAGCUUGAAGAACUUGCGUUUUGUGCGAACUGACAUUCACGAACGUUGGCCUUUGACCGAUGCCGCUGUUGAUCUGAUUUUCCAACGUAAUAUGGGUCCACAUGUCAAAAAACAGCAAUGGCUUGCACUUCUCCAAGAAAUGUAUCGAGUGCUUAAACCCGGAGGCUAUGUUGAACUGUUAGAACUCGAUCCAUGCCACCAUAACCCUGGCCCAGUACAAAAGACGUUUGAAGAAUUCGCUCGGUCGCACUGGGAGGAAUUCGAGUUGGACUUUGAGUUUAUCGGCGCAGUCAAAGGAUACCUCGAGGAAGCUGGAUUUGAGCUGGUGGAGCAAAGACAAGUAGACAUUCCGAUCGGCGAGUGGCCGGAAGAGUCAGAACUCAAACAAUUUGGAUUCAUCAACAAGGAGACACAGAAGGCGUUUCUGCGAAACCGUAAGCAGGAGCUUAUCAGCAAGUGGGGAAUUCCAUCGGAAGACUACGAUCUUGCUGUGCAGGAGAUCAUGGAGGAGUUUGAAGAGUACCACAGCUUUUCGCGGUUCACUUGCUGGAUCGUCAAAAAGCCUUUGUAAUAUAUUCCCUUUUUCUUUUUCAAAUCAGCUUUAAAAGUCACCUACCACAAAACAUCGACAAUCUCAUCCAGAACAACCACAUCCUACCAAACAUAGUAUCUACCCUCACAGCCCUCUUUGCAUUGUAUUUUGUUUUAUUUCUGUUCACGUCACAUAAUUUCUGCGUAUAUAGUUCUUCUUUAACAUUUAGAUCC
Zychaea mexicana is the source of this 1581-nucleotide messenger RNA. Its product is annotated as S-adenosyl-L-methionine-dependent methyltransferase. The record is from RefSeq and is a predicted model, not a curated record. The transcript is spliced from 4 exons. Bases 308 to 1387 code for a protein of 359 amino acids. Lineage: Eukaryota; Fungi; Mucoromycota; Mucoromycetes; Mucorales; Lichtheimiaceae. Gene Ontology annotation, molecular function: methyltransferase activity.